UAGGUUGUUAGAAAGUUAAUGGCUUGGGGGAAAGAGAUUCUCUUCUCGCUUCAGGAGAGUUUGAGGAUUUUUCUGAAGUAAAACGUAAUUAUUUUGUAACAAUAUAACCCCAAAGAAAGUGAAGCGACAACAUUACCUUCACAAAUAUACGUAUUAUUUAGGAAAGUAUGCAGGAUGCAGUAGCCGGGACGGCAAUGCUGACGGACGGCUUCGAGGACGAGAUUGACUCGGUGACUCCGCGUUCCCCUGCGUUAGGGAUGGGGGUUGGAGCUACACCAGGAGCCGGACUCGGGGGCCUCGGGAUCGGUGUCGGUGGCAAGAAAGUCCGCUUGUUCGGAGAUGCUGGCGGGCCCACAACAGACAGACUUGAUUUCAAACUCACAGCAGCCGCUGUGCUAUCGUCGGGCCCUGGAUCCGGUAGCGACGAGGAUGAGGUGUCUGAGGUGGAAUCGUUUAUACUCGACCAGGAAGAUCUGGAUAACCCCGUACUAAAGACGGCGUCAGAGCUGCUCUUAUCCAGCGCUGCAGACGGAGCUGACCUCAGAACAGUAGACCCAGAAACACAGGCCCGGCUCGAGGCGUUACUAGAAGCAGCAGGCAUUGGUAAACUCUCCACUCCCGAUGGCAAAGCCUUUGCAGAUCCAGAGGUGUUACGCCGACUGACGUCGUCGGUGAGCUGCGCGCUGGACGAGGCCGCCGCCGCCCUCACCCGCAUGAGGGCAGAAAACACGCUCAACGCCAGCCAGGCCGACAACCGUAGCCUGGCUGAGGCCUGCUCGGACGGCGACGUGAACGCAGUGCGGAAGCUGUUAGACGAGGGACGCAGCGUCAACGAACACACAGAGGAGGGCGAGAGCUUGCUGUGUCUGGCCUGCUCCGCUGGAUACUAUGAGCUCGCACAGGUCUUGCUGGCCAUGCACGCUAACGUGGAGGACAGAGGAAUCAAGGGAGACAUCACGCCACUUAUGGCUGCUGCAAGCGGCGGUUACGUCGACAUCGUCAAACUGCUCCUGGUGCACGGAGCUGACGUUAACGCACAGUCCUCAACAGGGAACACAGCGCUGACUUAUGCAUGUGCGGGAGGUUUUCUGGAUGUUGUAAAGGUGUUGCUCAAGGAGGGUGCCAACAUUGAAGAUCACAACGAGAACGGUCACACUCCUCUGAUGGAGGCUGCCAGUGCAGGCCACGUGGAGGUCGCUCGCGUGCUCCUGGAGUAUGGUGCUGGAAUCAAUACACACUCCAACGAGUUUAAGGAGAGCGCGCUCACGCUCGCCUGCUAUAAAGGGCACUUAGACAUGGUCAGGUUUCUUUUAGAAGCAGGAGCCGACCAGGAGCACAAGACAGAUGAGAUGCACACAGCACUCAUGGAGGCCUGCAUGGAUGGGCAUGUAGAGGUGGCAAGGCUGCUGUUGGAUAGCGGGGCACAGGUAAACAUGCCCGCUGACUCAUUUGAGUCCCCACUGACGCUGGCUGCCUGCGGAGGACAUGUGGAGCUGGCAGCGUUGCUGAUCGAGAGGGGAGCUAACCUCGAGGAGGUUAACGAUGAGGGCUACACUCCACUGAUGGAGGCAGCCCGUGAGGGCCACGAAGAGAUGGUUGCACUGCUCCUGGCACAAGGUGCAAAUAUUAACGCUCAGACAGAGGAGACGCAGGAGACGGCGCUGACUCUAGCAUGUUGCGGGGGUUUUCUGGAGGUGGCUGAUUUCCUCAUCAAAGCUGGGGCGGACAUUGAGCUGGGAUGCUCUACACCGCUUAUGGAGGCUGCACAGGAGGGGCAUCUAGAGCUGGUCAAAUACUUGUUGGCUGCAGGGGCUAACGUUCAUGCCACCACAGCCACGGGUGACACAGCUUUGACAUAUGCUUGUGAGAAUGGACACACAGAUGUUGCUGAUGUGCUGCUACAGACAGGGGCCGACCUGGAACAUGAAUCAGAAGGGGGCAGGACUCCACUGAUGAAAGCAGCCAGAGCAGGACACCUGUGUACUGUGCAGUUCCUCAUCAGCAAAGGUGCUAAUGUGAAUAGAGCCACAGCCAACAAUGACCACACAGUUGUCUCUCUUGCCUGUGCUGGGGGACAUUUGGCCGUGGUGGAGCUGUUGUUGGCCCAUGGAGCAGACCCAACCCACAGACUGAAGGAUGGCUCCACAAUGCUGAUUGAAGCUGCUAAAGGGGGUCACACUAAUGUGGUGUCCUACCUGCUAGACUACCCAAACAACAUUCUGUCAGUCCCUGCCCCAGAUCUCUCCCAGCUCACACCCCCCUCUCAUGACACUUCUCAGGCCCCUCGAGUCCCAUUCCAAGCCCUGGCUAUGGUGGUGCCACCCCAGGAGCCAGACAGAGUGCCCUCCACAAUCCCCACACCCCCACCCGUGACAAGCAAAGGUCCGUCCAAGCAGAGACUGGGCUCCCUUCAGAGCAACUCUGUGGCCUCAGGUGGCCUAGACGCUGACCUGCUGCCCCCUUUCCACCCCUAUCAGCCCCUGGAGUGCAUCGUUGAAGAGACCGAGGGCAAGCUGAACGAGCUGGGCCAGCGCAUCAGCGCCAUCGAGAAGGCACAGCUUCAGUCGCUCGAGCUCAUCCAGGGCGAGCCGCUCACCAAAGACAAGAUCGAGGAGCUAAAGAAGAGUCGUGAGGAGCAGGUGCAGAAGAAGAAGAAGAUCCUGAAGGAGUUGCAGAAGGUCGAGCGGCAGCUGCAGCUGAAGACGCAGCAGCAGCUCACCAAAGAAUACAUGGAGACCAAGGGGCUCAAGGAUGAGCUGGGCCAGGCGGCAGGGGUGGAGAUGCCCGGCACCCCCCUGCCCCUGCAGGCCACACAGCUGGGCACUGAUCUCGAUGAUUGCUGCAGAGAGGAGGACCACCGGCCCAUCUCCGCAAAUGAGGAGGAGGCUAAUGAGGAUGAUGAUGAUGAUGAAGAGGAGGAUGACGACGACGACGAAGAGGACACCGACUGUGCCAAGCUGCCCCAGGUGGAUACUAUUCUCUACAGAGAGGCAGUGCAGCCCCCUCCGCCUCCACCUCCUCAAAAUCAGGCCCUACAGAGUCCCCCAUUGCAGACCAGUUUCGUUCCCAUCCAGCCUUUGGCCACACAGCAGUCCACAGACUUCAGUAACGCCGAGUACCCAGAAAGCAGCAGUCCAGACCUGCAGAGGGUGUUGCUGGGCCAGCAGCUGACAGGGUUGGGGCCAGGGCUUCUCACACAGGCACCCGACGGACUCAUGGUGGCCACACCCGCGCAGACGCUCACAGACACGCUUGAUGACAUCAUGGCGGCUGUCAACAGCAGAGUUCCUGUGGUAAACACUACAACUUCACCCUCUCCUCAGCCCUCCGUACAGACGCCCAUCAACACGGUCUCCCCGUCCUCCAUGCUCCCCCUCUACCCCUCAGUGGACAUUGACGCACAUACGGAGAGUAAUCAUGACACGGCACUGACGCUGGCCUGUGCAGGUGGCCAUGAAGAGCUUGUCUCAGUGCUCAUUGCACGCGGGGCCAACAUCGAACAUCGGGACAAGAAGGGGUUCACUCCCCUGAUCCUAGCUGCCACUGCCGGCCAUGUCGGUGUGGUGGAGAUCCUGCUGGACAAAGGAGGAGACAUUGAAGCUCAGUCUGAGAGGACCAAAGACACUCCUUUGUCGCUCGCCUGCUCAGGUGGCAGACAAGAGGUGGUGGAGCUAUUGUUGCUCCGUGGGGCUAAUAAGGAGCACCGAAAUGUGUCUGACUACACCCCGCUCAGCUUGGCAGCCUCAGGGGGCUACGUCAACAUCAUCAAGAUCCUCCUGAAUGCUGGUGCAGAGAUCAACUCCAGGACUGGCAGUAAGCUGGGCAUUUCUCCACUCAUGUUGGCGGCCAUGAACGGCCACGUGCCUGCGGUGAAGCUGCUGUUGGACAUGGGAUCAGACAUCAACGCUCAGAUAGAGACCAAUCGCAACACAGCACUGACAUUGGCCUGCUUUCAGGGCCGAGCAGAGGUUGUCAGCCUGCUGCUGGACCGAAAGGCCAACGUGGAACAUCGGGCCAAGACGGGUCUUACCCCUCUCAUGGAGGCUGCGUCCGGCGGUUAUGCUGAAGUGGGUCGUGUGCUUUUGGAUAAAGGGGCAGAUGUCAAUGCCCCUCCUGUUCCCUCCUCCCGUGACACUGCCCUCACCAUUGCUGCAGACAAGGGGCACUACAAGUUCUGUGAGCUUCUCAUUAGCAGGGGUGCUCACAUUGACGUGCGAAAUAAGAAGGGGAACACCCCUUUAUGGUUGGCUGCUAACGGGGGACACUUCGACGUUGUGCAGCUGUUGGUACAGGCGGGAGCAGACGUGGAUGCAGCCGACAACCGCAAGAUCACCCCCCUCAUGGCAGCGUUUCGCAAGGGCCAUGUGAAAGUGGUGCAGUACUUGGUGAAGGAAGUCAACCAGUUUCCAUCUGACAUUGAGUGCAUGAGAUAUAUUGCAACCAUAGCAGAUAAGGAACUGCUAAAGAAGUGUCAUCAGUGCAUGGAAACCAUUGUCAAAGCCAAAGAUCAGCAGGCUGCUGAGGCCAACAAGAACGCCAGCAUUCUGCUUAAAGAGCUUGAUCUUGAGAAGUCUCGUGAAGAAAGUAAAAAGCAGGCUCUUGCUGCGAAACGGGAGAAGAGAAAGGAGAAGCGCAAGAAAAAGAAGGAAGAGCAGAAGAGGAAGUUGGAGGAAGAGGAGGCAAAAGUGAAAGAGGUUUAUCCGGAGAUGGAUGAUCAGAAGGAGGACUCCUCUGAAGGUGAGGAACACUCCUCUGAAGAGGUGGAGGUUCCAAUUGAGCCCCCAAGUGCUACCACCACCACAACCAUUGGUAUCUCCGCCACCUCCGCAACAUUCACCAACACUUUCGGCAAAAAACGAGCGAAUGUGGCCACUACACCGAGCACCAAUCGUAAGAACAAAAAGAACAAGACCAAGGAUUCUCCUAGUGAGCCCAUCAUCCUACAAGACCCACAAGUGGCGCUGGCGCAGCAGAAUGCCUCCAAAAAUAAGAUCCACGGUGAGCCCCGAGGGGGUGGGGCACCGGGAGGCACCAGCGACUCGGAUAAUCUAGACAGCACUGACUGCAACAGUGAAAGCAGUACUGGCAGUAAGAGUCAGGAGCUCGGCGACCCGCCCUCAUCAUCAUCCUUUUCCUCCUUCUCCCUCUCAGCCCCUCCAGGCUCCAGCCACCUCCAGACUGCAACUGAGAAGAGACAUGGGCAAUCGCUGCAGAGCUCUCGUGAGGAGAAGGUCACCGUGUCCAUCUCCAAACCACAGCCGAAAUCUCAUGAGAUCCACAGUGACUUGACUCCCAGUUCCCUGCCCUCAUCGUUCAAGACCAUUUCACUGCCAGUCACAUCACCCAACAGUAAGAUGAACCUCACCAGCCCUAAAAGGGGCCAGAAGAGAGAAGAGGGAUGGAAAGAGGUGGUUCGGAGAUCCAAGAAACUCUCAGUCCCUGCCUCAGUGGUGUCCCGGAUUAUGGGUCGAGGUGGCUGCAACAUUACAGCCAUCCAAGACGUUACAGGGGCGCACAUUGAUGUGGACAAACAGAAAGACAAGAAUGGAGAGAGAAUGAUCACAAUCAGAGGAGGCACAGAGUCUACACGGCAUGCUGUACAGCUUAUCAACGCGCUGAUACAGGAUCCCGCCAAAGAGCUGGAGGAUCUCAUCCCCCGUAAUCAUAUCCGGCCACCUGGCACCAACACCAAAAUCAGCUCCACCUACACCACCUCCACUGGGGCAACAAGCACUACAGCAGCCAGUUCAAAAGGCCUCCCGUCUGUGGUGCCCGCAGCCGGUGUAUCUUUCCAAUCAUCCUCCAACUCUACGGCUCAGCAGGCUGGGAAAUUAGGCAAAAAUAUGGCACAGGGUGUAAGGCCCCCUUUCGUGUCUUUGCCACCUCUUGCUUAUGCUCAUCCUCAGCUGGCCCUUCUAGCAGCCCAGACUAUGCAUCACAUCCGUCACCCUCGUUUGCCCAUGGCACAAUUCGGCGGCACUUUCUCAUCCUCUCCCAACACGUGGGGUCCAUUUCCUGUGCGUCCUGUGAGCCCUGGUAGUGCUAACAGCUCCCCUAAACACAGUGGCAAUUCAGCACUACGUCCCAUCAGCUCUGCUGCGCUUCACGCCGAGCACUCUGCUCCACCAACGUCCAGCACCUCGGCUCCUACUGCCUCUACCACCACCUCUCCUACCAGUACUGCGCCUACCAACACCUCCACGCCUUCCUCUGUCAGAAAGCAGCUCUUCUCAACAGAGCCCAAGUUAGGGGCUGGAAUGUCCGUGGCCACCACCGUCAACAGCGCCCCGCCGGCACAAGUUGCUCAAUCUCCCAUCAGCUGCGUUCCGACCACCCCUACAACUCCACCCCCUCCACCUACGCCCAUCGCUCCACCACCACAGCAUCCUACACCGCCCAAGCUUGAGCCUGCCGGCCUCAGCACCCCUGCUAAAGAAAAGCCUGUCACAGAGCUUGCACAAUCCAGUGCAUCUGAUGGCCCUAGCUCCUCUGCACCCCUGCAUUUCACCUCCUCUCCAUCAGGUCCUUCAGCGCUGCCCGUACAGCCCGAGAGCCGACAGCAGCUUCCACCACACUUUCCCUCCACCACAGAACCCAGUUCCUCUUCUUCAUCUCAACCAGGGUCAUCUCAUCCUGUCACGCGCCUCCCUCUUCCCACCUGCAGUAGCACAGUAGUCACUAACACCAGCAGCACCUUACCUCAUUACGCCUCCCCCGCCGUGCCCGGUGUGUCCCCACGCAUGCAGCCUCCGUCACCCUACUACACUAUGCCGCCGGGUGCCCUGCAGGAGCAGCAGUUCGUGCCUCCAGGAGCCUCACAGGAGCCUCUCAAACAGCAGCAGCAACAACAACAGGCUCAGCCCCCUAUGGGUGGGACUGGCAUGCCGCCUCCCUCUCUAUCAAUGUCCUCCACCAUUGGCAUGAUAAAUGGUUCUCAAAUGCACCUGCACAGCGGAAAAGCGCAACUACCCCCUAACUUUGGCCCCGCUGCUCUCUUCAAUCACUUUAGCAGCAUCUUCGACAACAACCAGGUGGGAAACAACCAGGUUUGGGGGGCCUGCCAUCUGCCCACACGCACCCCACCUGAGCAGGCCUACAACGCGCAAACCGCUGCCUACAUAGCGGGAGUGGGGCAAAUGGAAAGUGUCAUGCCUCCUGAUGGCUCUAAAGCUCCAGGGUAUCGCUGCUCCUCACAUAGGAUGGUCUCCAGUCCCAUUGGAAUGCACCCAAUGGACCCGGCAGGUAAUUCCAUGUCCUCGUCUGCUGCGCUCACCAGCUUUACCACAAGCAUGUCUGCCAGCCCUGUGUUUCUGCAAGGUCCGGCUCCAGUGGGCACACCCUCUUUCAGUCGCCAGCACUUCUCUCCCCAUCCCUGGAGUGCCUCGACUUCCUGUAUGACACAGAUCAAUACUUGUGAGUCUCCAGCGCCCUCUGUGUCCUCUGGGGCAUCUUCACCUCUUUGCACAUCCACAGUGACUCCUGCUCUGAUACAGGCAAAACCAAGUAGCUCCAACCAGCAGGAUCGCAAAGUGCCCCCUCCCAUUGGAACCGAGCGCCUGGCCCGUAUCCGACAAACCGGCUCUGUCAACCACACAAUGCUACCCACCAGCUACACCCCACCAGUUGGACAGGGUGGCAUUUGGUCUUUUGGAGUGGGCAGUGCCUCUGAGACGAUGUCGGGUUGGUCUCAGCCCCUGAUGGGAGGGCCAGUGAUGCACCAGCAGAUGCAGGAGCAGUCGGCUUUCUCUCAACACCAGGCUAUGGAACGGGAUGACACUGGGAUUGUGGCUCCUUCUAACACUUUCCAUCAACCUCUUCCCACCAACUUCAUGGAUUUUCCAAAGGGUCUGCCAAUGUCAAUGUAUGGUGGCGCAAUGAUCCCACCUCACCCUCAAAUGGCGGAGGCUCCCGGAGGCCCCGUAUACAAUGGCCUUCACACUUCUGACCCUGCCUGGAAUCCCAUCCUAAAGGUUGUUCCCAACUCUGCUGAAAAUUCAGACCCACAGCAGGUAUGGCCAGGAACUUGGGCCCCGCAUGUGGGAAACGUGCAUCUGAACCAUGUCAACUAAACCGUGAUGGAGACGCCUAAGGGCAGUAACGAGAAACACGUUAAAAAGAACAAGAUAAUUACCUAAUUACUGAGACGUGGUAUUAACCUAGAUGUGUCCCUCAAAAAAUGUUAAACCAGAUACGUUAAAUUUGAAAAAUGGACACCCUUGAUGUGCCUAACUAAAAAGAAAGAAUCCAGUGUGGGAUUUAACGCGUUUACCACUGUCUAUGAACAAAUCGAUUGCCUGUUCAACAGGAUACGUUCUGAGUAGUAUAGCCAUUUUGACAUAUAAGCCCCACGUAAAAGUGUUCUUGGUCGGCAGGGCUCAGUAGGACAGUGCGCUAUUUAUACUUGGCCAAGACCUAGAUGAUUGCAUAAAGAAUGAAAUCAGACCUUUUAGAGUGGUAAAUACCUGUAUAAUUGUUUACAUACUGAAAAAAGGGUUAAAAUGAGAGUAAAUUUCAUGUCGUAUAGUGGCUCUACUUUAUGUAGCCUGUAUUAAUGUGAAAUAUUUACCUUAAUAUUCAAUAAAAAGUUGGAAAUGUA
Molecule: messenger RNA, 8596 nt
Organism: Paramisgurnus dabryanus
Lineage: Eukaryota; Metazoa; Chordata; Actinopteri; Cypriniformes; Cobitidae
Gene: ankhd1
Product: ankyrin repeat and KH domain containing 1
Biological process (GO): innate immune response
Cellular component (GO): cytoplasm
Molecular function (GO): RNA binding; protein binding
Source: RefSeq, a predicted model, not a curated record